This is a messenger RNA of Paramecium tetraurelia, 1923 nucleotides long. RefSeq lists its product as uncharacterized. NCBI's taxonomy places the organism in Eukaryota, Ciliophora, Oligohymenophorea, Peniculida, Parameciidae. Gene Ontology annotation, cellular component: cytoplasm. The transcript has 2 exons. Gene Ontology annotation, biological process: intracellular signal transduction; protein phosphorylation. The record is from RefSeq and is a predicted model, not a curated record. Gene Ontology annotation, molecular function: protein serine/threonine kinase activity; ATP binding.
AUGAGUUUAAUUUAUCAAGGCUAAAAGACAUUCGUUAAAAAGGUAGAGAUUUGCAAAAUAAAUAAUUUGGAAAUUGUAUUAGGAAGUGGAGGGCAGGCUACUGUUUAUAAGGCUAUGAUGACUAUUCAAUAAUCGGAUCAAACUGAGAGAUAAAUAGAUAUUGCUUUAAAAAGAAUUUUACUACCUAAAUCCAACAAUUUCAGACAAAGAAUGUCUGAAUUAAUCAAAAGAGAACAAUCUGUUUAUAGAUCUAUAAAAUCUCCUUAUAUUAUUAAAUUAUAUGGAACAAAUUUAAACUACUAAAAAAAAAGGCUAGAGGAUCUAGAAUAUUUGGAUUUUUAUUUUGAACUAUGUGAUGGCUGUCUGGCCGAGCUAAUCAGGGAUAGAGACAAGGGAAUAGAUGUACCCCUCACAGAGGAAAGUGCAUUGGAAAUCUUUGAAUCGGUUGUAGAGGUCGAAUUGUUAUUGGAAAAAUCAUCCUUUAUGAGAUCAACUACAGUUUAUUAGGGCUUGUUUCAUAGAGAUAUUAAUGUUAAAAAUAUCCUUUUUAAAAAGAAAAAGCAUAAAAUCGAGGUCAAAGUUUGUGAUUUUGGUGUUGCCAACUAUGAGUAUGAUCAAUUAAAUCCUAAUAAUCGGAUUGAUUUAACUUAAAAAGUCGGAACCCUUUCUUUCACAAGUCCAGAAAAUAUACUCUAGUAAAUAUAUAAUUCACAGAAAAACGAAGCCUGGUCGUUGGGUGUACUUCUGUUUUGUUUGCUAACAGGAUUAUCAUAUUAUAAAAAUGUGUUACAUCUUUUCAACAAUAAUAAUGAUCAUCAUAAAUUAAUUGAAAAGAUGUAAAUCUAAAGGUACACAAAAGAACUAUUAAUCAAUCUAUUACAAAUUGAUCCGGAAAAAAGAUGGGCAUACGAUGAAAUUGUUUCAUCCAAAUGGUAUACUCUAUUUGGUUAAAAGAAAUGUAAGAUUUUGGAGAGAAUAGAGCCUACCCUAAAAUUUAGACAAAAGUGUUUUAAUGAGCUGUCCCUCAAAUUGAUAGAAUAUAACUAAUUUAUUGAUUAAAACAAACAGUAAUCAUUAGAAUUUUAAAUCCCAUAAGAUCUGCUACUGAUAACAAUAAAGAAUUAUGAAUUGUGGUCUUGGAAAUAAUUAGAAAAGUAUAGUGGAAGUUAUUGUUAUGAAUUCCAAAGUUAAGAAGAAAUUGCAGAGUAAACAGCUUGUAAGGAUGAGAUUAAAAGCUAUGAAAAAAACUUAAUUAGAAUUACGCAAGAACUCAGGGAUUUUUUCUUAUAGAUUACAUCUAAUUAGAACUAAAAACAUGAGAACUAAGAAAAAACGAAAUAUGAAGUUAGGAAAGAGGAGGCUAUGAAAAUUCAAUAAUUUUGGAGUAAAAUUAUAUGUAAUUCAACAACUACCUCUCAUUAUAAACCAGAUGCUCUGUAUUAUUAUAUGCAUUUAUUUGAAGAAAUGGAACAGAAAUUAUUAAGUCGUUUGUCAAUAUUUUUAAUUUAGAAUCACUAUAACCCAAUAAAUUUCAAACCUAGUAGUCUAAACAAAAUUCCAGUCUAAAUUUCGAAGUUAUAAAAUAUAUCUGAAGCCUUCUCGUAAACUUUGGUUCAGAAGGAAAUAUUAAUAAAAUAAAAUUUGGAAUAAUUAGUAGCUUAAAAUUCAAAAGAUAAUUAGGAUAAGGUUACGAUAGAAAAAAAGCUUAGCUAAUUAAAAGAGGAAGUUGAUGAACUAAAAAUUUAAGUUGAUGAAUGCACAGCCACAAUAAAAUAAAAAUAAAAAAUACUUUAAAUCCUAGAAUAACAAAAAUAACUUCAAACGAUAUUGAAGAUGUUAAAAGAAAUAAAAUAGAAAUUUAAUCGCUAUUAUUAUUGGAAAAAAGAGGUAGAAUAUUUGUAAAUCUUUCAAAACGAUAAUUGA